Echinops telfairi (small Madagascar hedgehog) is the source of this 2410-nucleotide messenger RNA. It is a transcript of the gene PRAM1, whose product is annotated as PML-RARA regulated adaptor molecule 1. Gene Ontology annotation, molecular function: protein binding. The transcript has 11 exons. Gene Ontology annotation, cellular component: plasma membrane. Bases 1 to 2358 code for a protein of 785 amino acids. Gene Ontology annotation, biological process: integrin-mediated signaling pathway; T cell receptor signaling pathway; protein localization to plasma membrane. The record is from RefSeq and is a predicted model, not a curated record. NCBI's taxonomy places the organism in Eukaryota, Metazoa, Chordata, Mammalia, Afrosoricida, Tenrecidae.
AUGGUGGACGGCCACCAGGAUUUCCGGAGCCUCCAAGCCAAGUUCCGGAUCUCCCAGGCAGAGCCCAGCGAGUUCCCCAAGAAAGCUUUGAAGCCCGAGACCCACAAACUGUCCAAGAAGUUCCCGCCGCCUGAGCCAGGCGAGCAGCCCGGGAAGGCCCUGCAGCCCGAGGCCAGCUCCUCCCCCAUGCCACCCUCAGAACCCAAGUUUGGGGGGUUCCCCAGGAAGCUCUGGCCACCUGAGGGCAGCGAAGCCACAGUGAAACCCCUGCAGCCUGAGCUCGGGGGAACCCCUCUUAAGAAGCCUCUCCAACCUGAGUUCAAGGGGACCCUUCCCAAGAAACCCCCACAGUCUGAGUUUGAGGGGACCCUUCCCAAGAAGCCCCCACAGACUGAGUUCAGCAUGCACCCCCAGAAACCCCCACAACCUGAGUUCGGGGGGACCCUUCCCAAGAAGCCCCCGCAGCCUGAGUUUGGGGGGAUCCUUCCCAAGAAGCCCCCACAGCCUGAGUUCGGCAUGCACCCCCCGAAAUCCCCACAGCCUGACAUGCACCCCCAGAAAUCCCCACAGCCUGAGUUCGGGGGGACCUUUCCCAAGAAGCCCCCACAGCUUGAGUUCGCGGGAACCUUUUCCAAGAAGACUCCUCAGCCUGAGUUCAGCAUGCACUCCCAGAAACCCUUGCAGUCUGAGUUCGAGGGGAUCCUUCCCAAGAAGCCCCCACAGCCUGAGAUUAGUACGCACCCCCAGAAAUCCCCGCAGCUUGAGUUUGGCAUGCACCCCCAGAAACCCCCACAGCCUGAGUUUGGGGGGACCUUUCCCAAGAAGCCCCCGCAACCUGAGAUUAGCAUGCACCCCCAGAAAUCCCUGCAGUCUGAAUUUGGCGCGCACCCCCAGAAGCCCCCACAGCCUGAGUUCGGGGGGACCUUUCCCAAGAAGCCCCCACAGCCUGAGAUUAGCAUGCACCCCCAGAAAUCUCCACAGCCAGAGUUUGAGGGGAUCUUUCCCAAGAAGCCCCCAGAGCCUGAGUUCAGCAGCCUCCCUAAAAAGCCCCCACAGCCUGAGUUUGAGGGGACCGUUCCCAAAAAGCCUCCUCUACAACCUGAGUUCAGUGAGGGCCCAAGGACACCGACAUGGAGGCAGGAGCCCAGCGAGGGUCAUGCCCAGCCCUAUCCCCAGCCCCCGAAGCCAGAGCUGGGUGCUCAGCUGGGCCACCGCCCCAGGAAGCCCCUGCAGGCCCAGCUGGGAGAUCUCACCAGGACCGCCUCAGAGCCCGAGUUCCCGGUGUUCCCCAAGAGGCUGCGGCAGCCCGAGCUCCAGAAGCCCCCACUGGUGGAGCUGGGCACCCUGCCCAGGACAGCCUCGGUGCCUGAAUUCGCGGUGCUGCCCAGGAAGGGCCCACUGCUUGAGGGCCACGGGCCAUCCCGCAAGUUGUCGCAGCCUGAGGCCAGCGCCCUGGCCCCUCGGAAGCAGCGCCCACCUGAGUUCUUCGGUGGCCUCUCUCGAACGCCCCUGCUCCCGAACUCAGUUUCUGAGGGUUCACUACCCACUGCUGUGGGGGGCCCCAGGUCCAGGUUCCCACUCAGCCCUGGGGCUGGGGCCCGCUUGCCAGGGCAGCGGCGGCCAGGGGCCCUGGCUCCCAGCGGAGGCCUGAGGCUAGGCCUGGGACAUGGCCCGCCACCCCGGCGCAGGUCUCUGCCUCCUGCCAGCAGCCUAGGACCCCCUCCUCCCAAACCCCCCCUGCCCCCAGGCCCCCCGGAUGUCCAGAGCUUCUGGAGACACCCGGCGAUGGCCACAGCCCUGCGCAGGAGCCAGUCGGCUGCAGCCAUCCACGUCCAUGCAAGACAGCCCAUCGCCAGCCUGCGGGCCUCGGAUGAGAUCUAUGAGCUUUAUGACGAUGUGGAGCCAGAGGCCCCCAGCCCCCAGAGCAGAGACACUGCAGUGGCUCGACAGCAGGCGGCCAGGAGGACCCCGCAGCUCAGGAAGGAGCAGGCCCCGGAGCCCUCGCAGCUACCGCCCACGGACUCGAAGACUUUGAAGCAGAUGAAGAAGGCAGAGAAGGCCGAGAGAGAGUUCAGGAAGAAGUUCAAGUUUGAGGGUGAGAUUGUGAUUCAGACCCGGAUGAUGAUCGACCCUGCAGCCAAGACACGCCGAGCGGGUGGCAAGCACCUGGGGAUCCGGCGCGGGGAGAUCUUGGAGGUGAUCGAGUUCACUAGCAAGGAGGAGAUGCUGUGCCGGGAUACCAAGGGCAAAUAUGGCUACGUGCCCAGGACAGCAUUGCUUCCACUGGAAACGGAGGUGUACGACGACGUUGGCUUCUUGGACGCUCUGGAGAGCCAGCCACUGCCUAGGGGACAGUAAGGCUGCCCAGGACCAGCCUACCAUGCCAGGUACCCCGGCGGCUGGACCCCAG